AUGCGCCGUCUUUUACAACCUCCUCUCCGCUCCCAAUUAACCAGAUGGCCAAGACGAUCCAUAAACCAAAGAUACUCUUCGCGUCUUUACAAACCCCUCAAUCCAAAGACAUCUGAGAUUCGACUCCUCAAACUUCCGCAAACUUCAUCUUCAGAGUUUGAACUCGUCACUGUAUCACUCGACGAUAAACCAAAAUAUGCAGCACUGUCCUACCUUUGGGGUAACCCCGAGCACUAUGGAGAGAUCACCAUCGAGGGCAACACCGUCAGGAUCCCAGAUAACCUGGCCUCAGUUUUCCUCCGGGUGUUAAGCGACGAACCUUUUCGCACACAACCUUACUGUCAAUAUCUCUGGGCUGACGCGAUAUGUAUUAACCAGAAGGAUGUCGAGGAGAGAUCCCAACAAGUCCAGCUUAUGCGCCGUAUCUUCCAAGCUGCUCACGUUACCUUCGCGUGGGUUGGCCCAAAGGAUUACUCUCUUGCUUUCAAUACCAUCAAUACACUGGACCGCAUUCUAUCUCAAAAUGACCCCAAGAGAGGCCUUGUGUCCACAGUGCCUUUUGAUACUGAGUGGUUACAGAAUUAUCCCGAGCUUUGUCUCAAAGGAGGCUCCGGCGUCCCCAACGAUCACCUCAACGAUCCUUGGAGAGCUGUAGCCGAUUUCUUACAACAUCAGUACUGGGAAAGGACAUGGAUAUUCCAAGAGGUCAUUCUCGCAAAUCAGCUCGUUUUCAUCGGUCCUGGAAACUCCGACCUAGCCUGGCCCACGCUUCGCGAUAUCCCUCAAGCCAUCAGUUCUAUCGCAAGCGACCAGAACGAAAAGAAGCGACCAGAAUUUCUUUCAGAGACGGCAUGGAACCUCCUAAGCAGCCGACUCGCAUGGGGAAGAUUGUCUUGGUUAAUGCUUGCUCAGGCGCGCACCAAGAUACCAGACCCAGAUGGAUUUAAAGGCUGGAUAAUCUCUACUUUUGCUGCCAAUCUGGAAGCCACUGACCAUCGAGAUCAUAUAUACGGCCUUCUUGGAGUGUCUGGUAUCCCUAUCAGCCCAGAUUAUAGCUCUGAGAACAAGGCCUCGCAUGUGUAUACCGAAUACAUAGCUGGCUGGCUAAAAGCAGCACGCAACCAACGGACAAUGCACAUACAUACUCCGCUUGCUUUCUUGUCCCUUGCGGGGACCGGGAAGUUUGGUCAAUCUGAUCUACCGAGUUGGGUUCCCAAUUAUCCAAAGAACAAGGACGUAACCAUUCCGUGGCCAUACAAAGCCAGUGACCACAAACCACUGGCUGAUGGUAUGCCGUCUUCAUCGCCGGCAGACAUUGAAACCUAUCCCUAUGUCGUCCAAGAGACUCAAAGCUUAUUCAUUCAAGGCAUUGGUAUGGGCUCUAUCACUUUGACAACAGAAUACCAGAGAGGCGAGGAUUACGCAAUUCUUGCAUCUUUCAUGUCAUUGGCAAGUUCGUUCACAGCGCGCAAUACGCAGUAUAUAUCUGGUAUCCCAGCAGCACAGGCCGUUAUUCGAUUGCUAUGUAUCGAUUCACACUGCACUACUCGAGACCUGAUCGAUAAUGCUAUGAACCUAGCCAUGCUGAUCGCCUAUUUUAACCAAACCGAAUCCAAUACCGUUCUGAAGACUUGGGGACAUGAUUGGGAUACCGACAUCCUCAAGAUGGCCUUUCCAACAACAGAUGUAACGCAAUUUGGGAUGAAGCCAGAAAUCCUUUCAGAACUUAGCUCCUGGGAUAGAACUCGGCGUAGUACCGCAACUGAUGCCAUUGUGCCUGUGCUUUACACCUACCAAUUCUUUGAGACAAGUCAAGGAUACCUGGGUGCAGUUAAUUAUGAAGUCGCGGAAGGUGAUCGCCUCUGUGUCCUCGCAGGCUAUAACAAGGCAGUCAUCCUGAGACCCAACGCAGAGGGAUCGUACGCUUUUAUCGGGACGACAUCCGUGAUAGAUAUCGACGUUCAACAUAUCCUCGAAAGCCAACAAGCCAAAAGCAAAUGGCUAGAACUACGAUGA
Fusarium coffeatum is the source of this 2016-nucleotide messenger RNA. RefSeq lists its product as uncharacterized. The record is from RefSeq and is a predicted model, not a curated record. NCBI's taxonomy places the organism in Eukaryota, Fungi, Ascomycota, Sordariomycetes, Hypocreales, Nectriaceae. The coding region runs from base 1 to 2016 and encodes 671 amino acids. The transcript has a single exon.